Macrosiphum euphorbiae (potato aphid) is the source of this 1923-nucleotide messenger RNA. The record is from the annotation of a GenBank genome assembly. Lineage: Eukaryota; Metazoa; Arthropoda; Insecta; Hemiptera; Aphididae.
AUGUUCACGAACGAAUGUCCAGACACAAUGAAUCCAACGGAAGAGAGCUGCUCUGGCCAUGGAUCACCGAAGCGAAAGAGCGAUCGUCAGAUGGGUCCGACAACGAAAAAAAUCGAAGAUAGUGAAGAAGACGGCGGACUUGGUACAAACGAAACUGCAGAUGGAGGUGGAGCUACGGUCGCAAAAACUCAUGAACCUGAAAACAUACGCAUUGACCACGAUGAAGAAAGACCUGACGAACGAAGAAAUCCUUUUGGAUUUCUUAGACAUUUAAUUUCAGACGGAGACGAAUCAGUAUCCUCUGACGGCUCUGAUGGUGAUUAUUUUCGUGGUUUGCCCUCAGAGCGUAAUCGAUGUAGUGAUUCACCCGAAGAAAUGGAUGAGUUCGGAGAUACAGAAGAUAUGGGAGGAUACGAUGAUGUUGUCGGCGACAGAGAUGACGACACUUUACAAUCAAAUCAGGAGAAAUAUGAAGACCUCAUUGUCCAACUUGGACGUGAACUCGCUUCAAAAUUUAUGUCCGGGAUACACAGAUAUGUCAGUAGCAUCAUUGUGCCGCUUGGAGUUAGGGGAGUUCAGAGGUGUCUGCGAGAGCUGGACUACCUUAUUGACAAGUACCCUCCACAACAUUUCUACGUCAUUGCCAAGCACGACGACCACAUCCACAUCAGCCACAUAUGUGGAUACUCGGGAGGGUGUUGUCGGUGCGCCUUCAUUAUUCGAGGCACAUUUUGGCGUGUCGACGGCAGACGUAGACUUCGUAGGAUUACUAGAGGGAUCGACAUGCAGGCAAUCGAUUACGGAAACGUAUUGCGAUACUUAUCUACGGGCGGCAGAAGCAUCCAACGCAUUGGAGGUUUCUCAGAAAAUGGAAGAUUAUUUGAUCGAUAUAAAUAUUUAUCGGCGUACCGACAUUUGGGACAAACAGAAGGGGGACUAUUGGAUGGGAGCUACGGCGCGGUGCAGAGGGACAUUCCCUGCGAACCAUCCAGCAGUGAGCAUGUCGUAAAAAGUGGUGAAAAUGAUGGGGGAGGAGAUGUUACUUCAAAAAAAUCUGAAGCGCGUAAAAAAAAGUCGUGGGUUCGGCCGGAAAACGGACCAGUAAGCAUAACAGAAUUAUUGUACCAGUACCCAUGUUGUCCCCCUGAGGCUUAUAAAAAUGUAAAAGAAUAUUAUCUAAACGACAAUCUUAAUUAUUUAUGCGCUAAAGACAAAUAUGUAGAUAGGGAUUUAGAACUUUGGAAUAUCAAAUUAAUGCACUGGCGUCUUAUCGAUUUUGAUAAUUAUUACAAAGACGAUAAAGUACAUCCUUAUUUUAAUGCUUACAACAGAUUACGUGAUCAAGUAUAUUAUAAUGUAGAUAAAUCAGUAGAAAUUGCUAAUGAGCUAUUGUUACAUCAGUUCGACAAUAACACUGAAAAUGUAUUUUAUUUUUUAACAGAUUUGAUUAAUGUAUUAGAUAAACGAAUACCAAUAUAUAAUACACUUGCCAUAUUAGCUCCACCAAAUGCUGGGAAAAAUUAUUUUUUUGACGCCGUAGCGUCUUUUUUUAUUAAUUACGGAACAUUAGGCACUGCUAAUAAAACAAAUAAUUUUGCUUUUAUGGAAGCCGCGGGAAAAAGAUUAGUUUUGUGGAACGAACCAAAUUAUGAAACAAACCACGUAAAUGAAUUAAAAGCAUUAUUAGGUGGAGAUUCUUGUAAAAUAUCUGUAAAGUAUAAAUCUGACCAAGCGUUGCAAGGCCCUCCUAUAAUAAUUCUUACUAAUGAUAAUUUGUCCAUUUUCGGUAUGUCUGCUUUCCAAACUAGAAUUAAGUUAUAUCAUUGGCAGAGCGCCCCUUUUUUGCGCCUCUAUGAUAAAAAAAUAAACCCAUUAUUUUUAUUAAGAUUAUUUGAAAUGUAUAACAUAAAUAUUAAUCAAUAA